Messenger RNA from Phytomonas sp. Hart1, 1350 nucleotides. The record is from the annotation of a GenBank genome assembly. NCBI's taxonomy places the organism in Eukaryota, Euglenozoa, Kinetoplastea, Trypanosomatida, Trypanosomatidae.
AUGGAAUCAAUGCUCACUAGUUUAAUGGUUUUGUGCGAUGGAUUUCAAAGUUCCAUCAAAGGGGUUGAGUUUGCUGGGUUACCAGGAAUGCUGUUGCGCCGGCAUGAGGGGACCGAACUUGUCCUAUUGCACGUUUGCGAUAACAAAGAGGCACUGCAUCGCAGCAAUGAUGCGGCCGUCAACGCAGCGGGUUCACAUCCUCACGUGGGAGCGGCAUCAUCGGCCCUGUUAAGCUCGGACGAAAUCGUGCAGCACGCGCUGGCAAUGUGCACAAACGGUAGCAACAGUGGGUCGUUUAUUAAUAUGACUAAUUUAAGCUCCAAUGCAGAGGCGCCAAACACGACCGACGAGCAAAAUAAAUCCAUCAAGGAAAAGUCUCAGGUGUCACUCCCUAGCUUCCUGGUGAUCUAUAACACACUAACGGCUAUUCAAAAAAACAAGGUGCUUGCGGGGAAGCUGAACUAUAAACUGAUGACCUCAUUGCUUUCGGGAGCAGCUUCGUGGUUGCCCAUUUCUGAAGAUGAAGAUGCUGAAGGAAAAUGUGGGGCUGCGACGGCCGUUGCGACGUACGCUGCCACAAACGCACGGCAAUACAACACGAACACGAUUGUCCUGGGAGCUGGAAAUAUCCCUGAAGGUAAGACGUUGAGAGUGGGUGCCGUGGCAAAGCGGGUUCUGCAGCUCAAAAAGGACUUUUUCCUUUAUUUCAUGAAGGCAAACGGGUUAACACUGCGCGUGAGUACUGCACGGGUGUUCUACAUGGUGCUCGUUCCUGUGAUGGUGCAGGAUGACGACAACGAUGGAAAAGCUGAAGAGCAGCUUCAGGCCGGGGUGGAUGCCGUGAACUACGCCCUCCAGCGGCGCCGCGCACAGGGCGAUGGAGCGGCGCCAGAGAGUUUGCAACACUUCAAGGAUGUCAUCGCCGUGACACUGGUGGUAGAACCAGACGCUGACCCUUCGAAGACCGAGCAGUACAAGCAAACCUUUGAGGGUAUAUUAAACAGCGAGAACCUUCGAAGGAUCGAUCUGGAGAACGGCGUGAAGGAACAGAAUGAUACGGAUGUAAAAAAUAACGUCGAAGCGCGUGCUGGGGAUACUCCUGAGGAGGAGGUUAAUAAGAUCCCUUCAACCGAGGUCAUACCCAUGGUAUCUACUUGUAUGCUAAAGCCCAGCAAGGCCAAUCGACAUCCUACCGUACGCAACGCCUCUGCGCAAGCUACGAAGUUUGCUUCUUCCUUCAAGCCGAGCUUUCUAGUAACAGCAAGUGUAGCCCCAGGCGAACUGCAUCUUUGCAUGUUGAAAGAACUAAAGUAUCAUUGUAUAAUUGUACCAAAACAAGUACAAAAGUAA